This is a messenger RNA of Populus euphratica (Euphrates poplar), 3787 nucleotides long. RefSeq names its product kinesin-4-like. Gene Ontology annotation, molecular function: microtubule binding; microtubule motor activity; ATP binding. The transcript is spliced from 19 exons. Gene Ontology annotation, cellular component: microtubule cytoskeleton. The coding region runs from base 330 to 3443 and encodes 1037 amino acids. Gene Ontology annotation, biological process: microtubule-based movement. The record is from RefSeq and is a predicted model, not a curated record. Lineage: Eukaryota; Viridiplantae; Streptophyta; Magnoliopsida; Malpighiales; Salicaceae.
AAGAAACCAAUACCACAGAGAAAGUAAAGAGAGAAAUUUUUCCCGGGAAAAUUCUCUCUCUUUCCCUCCUUAUAAUUCAAGAAAACCUUCUUUAUAGAUCUAGAGAAACACCACAUUUCUUGUCUUCUCUCAAAGAAUACAACAAGAACAACAGCUAUCCACACAUUGCAUUGUAUACAUAGAAAUAUACAGACUUUUCACUUUUAUUGGCGUUUUUUGAGGUUAAACGGGAAAAUCUUGAAUUGGUUUUUUUGACGUAAGAUCUUUAGAAUUGUUAAGAUUGGAUUUUGUUGUUGUGGGGUGGUGGUAUUUUUAAAGAAAAGAAAAGAAUGGCAACAGAGCAGCAACAACAAGUUUGGCCUUUCUCUGUUGCUUCUGUUGUAGAGGAUAUGCUUCAAGAAAAUAUUGGAGCUCGACCAAGAGGUGUUGAUUUGGUGGCUUCAAGAAAAGCUGAAGAAGCUUCCUUGAGAAGGUAUGAAGCAGCUGGGUGGCUUCGAAAAACAGUGGGAGUUGUUGGGGGUAAAGAUUUGCCAGCUGAGCCCUCUGAAGAAGAAUUCAGGCUUGGAUUGCGAAGUGGGAUAAUCUUAUGUAACGUCCUUAACAAGGUUCAACCUGGAGCAGUUCCAAAGGUAGUGGAAGGUCCUGGUGAUUCUGUUGAAGUUCCUGAUGGGGCAGCUUUAUCAGCAUUUCAGUACUUCGAAAAUGUGAGAAACUUCCUGGUAGCUAUUGAGGAAAUGGGAAUUCCAACCUUUGAAGCCUCUGAUUUGGAACAGGGAGGAAAAUCUGCAAGGGUAGUGAACUGUAUUCUAGCACUCAAAUCAUAUAGUGAUUGGAAACUGAGUGGUGGGAUAGGGACAUGGAAAUAUGGAGGAAAUUUGAAACCCUCAACCUGCGGGGGUGGGAAACCCUUCAUGCGAAAAAAUUCCGAGCCUUUCAAGAAUUCCUUCUCUCGGGCAUGCAGUGGUGAUCCGUCUUCAUUUGAUGAACAAUUCAAUGACCUCAGUGAAGCUGGUGCCUCUCGUUCCUUGAAUAUGCUUGUCCGUGCAGCUCUUUCAAACAGGAAGCAAGAAGAAAUACCUAAUAUAGUAGAGUCUAUGCUAAACAAAGUCAUGGAGGAGUUUGAGCGUCGGUUGGUGAGCCAGAAUGAGCAGACGAAAAUAACAGCAAAGGAUAUGGAAGUAGCUAGCCCUGACAUGCCUCUUUCAAGAACUUCAAGUGAUACAAGGAUGGAAGAAGAAACUUCCACACAAAUCAAUACACGGGAAUGCUGCCAUCAUAAGGGCACUCCUCAUGAGGAAUCAGAAGACCAGCUUUUGAAACAGCAAGCGAUGGUUGAACGACAACAACAAGACAUUAAGGAACUGAAACUUACUCUUUAUGCUACGAAAGAAGGAAUGCACCUUUUGCAAAUGAAAUAUGUGGAGGAGUUCAACAAUUUAGGUAAGCACUUGCAUGGUCUAGCUCAUGCAGCUUCAGGCUACCAGAGAGUCCUCGAGGAGAAUCGCAAGUUAUACAAUCAAGUGCAGGACCUGAAAGGAAAUAUUAGAGUAUAUUGCCGAGUAAGACCCUUUUUGACUGGGCAAGCAAGUCGUUUUAGUACGGUGGAUCACAUAGAUGAAGGGAACAUCACAAUUAGCACCCCUUCAAAAUAUGGCAAAGAGGGACGCAAAUCAUUCAGCUUCAACAAGGUUUUCGGUCCUUUGGCAACUCAAGAGGAGGUAUUUGCAGACACCCAGCCUCUGAUUCGUUCUGUUCUUGAUGGUUACAACGUGUGUAUAUUUGCAUAUGGUCAAACUGGAUCCGGAAAGACAUAUACUAUGACCGGUCCCAAGGAGCUCACAGAGGAAAGUCUAGGUGUAAACUACAGGGCAUUAAGCGAUCUAUUUCUCCUUUCAGAUCAAAGAAAGGAAGUUAUUUGCUAUGAUAUCUCUGUCCAAAUGCUUGAGAUUUACAACGAGCAAGUGAGGGAUCUCCUUGUAACUGAGGGUGUUAACAGAAGAUUAGAAAUUCGAAACAGUUCUCAGAAUGGAAUUAAUGUACCAGAAGCAAGUCUUGUAACUGUAUCAUCACCAUCUGACGUCUUAAAUUUGAUGAACACUGGGCACAGGAAUCGUGCAGUUAGCGCUACAGCAAUGAACGAUCGCAGCAGUCGAUCCCAUAGCUGCCUGACAGUUCAUGUUCAAGGGAGAGAGUUGGCAUCUGGAACAGUAAUCCGUGGUUCAAUGCAUCUUGUUGACCUGGCAGGAAGUGAACGGAUUGACAAAUCUGAGGUGACAGGAGAUAGAUUAAAGGAAGCACAGCAUAUCAAUAAAUCUCUUUCUGCUUUGGGAGAUGUGAUUGCCUCUCUUGCUCAAAAAAACUCACACGUUCCCUACCGGAACAGCAAACUUACCCAACUACUACAAGAUUCACUUGGUGGGCAGGCUAAGACGCUCAUGUUUGUGCACAUAAGUCCCGAGACUGAUGCUCUUGGAGAAACAAUUAGUACACUUAAAUUUGCUGAAAGGGUUGCCACUGUUGAGCUUGGUGCUGCUCGAGUUAAUAAAGAUAGUUCAGAGGCGAAGGAGCUGAAAGAGCAGAUUGCUAAUCUCAAAGCAGCCUUAGCAUCGAAGGAAGUAGAGUCAGAACACUCACAUCAUUCUCGAUCCAGCACCCCGGAAAGACUUAAAAUGAAGUCUGGUUUGCCUUCUCCUUCUCACAGUUGGCAGAGUGCAGGUAGCAUAACAAGUGCAGGUAGCUUAACAAGCGGUCAUAGGCAGAUGGAGAAUGGUAAUUCAGAGGUUAGGAACAACUAUUCGUCUGUUGCAAGAAGGCGAAGAAGCUUGGAUCCCCAAGAUUUGAUAAUGUAUUCACCUCCAUGGCUACCUGCUUCCUGUCCUUCGAUGAGUGGAAAGGAGGAUGAUAGAGAAUCAGUGUCUGGUGACUGGGUUGACAAGGUCAUGGUGAACAGGCUUGACAGUGCAAACAGAGAUGAAAAUCCUGCAGGACAAUGGGAAGUAGACAGCAUACAGUCGCCUGAGAUGUUUUAUCAGAGUUAUGCUCGAGACCCUUCGAAGAUUUACCCAGAAAAACUCUGCAAAUCUUCACCAAAUACAAGGGACAGCCAAGAGUACGAUGCUCAGAGGGGUAGGUUUGAAAUGGCAUCCACCGAUGAGUCUGACGAACUCGAGGCUGCAACAAGUGAUUCUUCUGAGCCAGACUUGCUAUGGCAAUCUAAUAUCCCUAGAAUGAGCAGCCUUCCCAACCCCAAUGUUUUGGGAUCUAAAACAAAGAAGACUACUACUCCUAGGGGAUUCAAGAGCACAGAAACAAGGAGUUUAAUUCCAUCACUAAUUCCUUCACCGUCAAGGAAACUACCAAAUGGGGUGAGUCCAGGCCUAAACAAACCCGGAAGGCAGCUAGUUUCUGUCGACGGAAAGAGGAAAACUGGGCAUGCAAAGUGAUAUCAAAGGAAGUGGCUUGGUGAUUUAUCUUUUUUUUUUUCAUUUUUUGUGUAACUAUCAUAGAGUUGUAGAGAAAUGGAGAUAGAGUGAAGAGAAAAGAGUUGAGUGGCAAUGAUUUCUGUUGCCUGCGUUUCUGUGGUGGUGAUCGUGAGAUUUACGUGGUCCCGUCGUCCCAAAUUUCAAUUUGUUUAUAUGAGUGUUCAUCUUGUGAAUUCUUUGACAUCUUGUGUUAUUAAAUGUUAUCCUUUUUGGAUCAUAAACAAAAGUCAAAUCGAAGUCCAAUUUGGUAGUAACAAACUUAACCACCUGCAUUCCAGUUUUUGUCACAUCCCCUAUCUAGGUCU